Drosophila serrata is the source of this 1228-nucleotide messenger RNA. Its product is annotated as carbohydrate sulfotransferase 4. Gene Ontology annotation, biological process: N-acetylglucosamine metabolic process; sulfur compound metabolic process. NCBI's taxonomy places the organism in Eukaryota, Metazoa, Arthropoda, Insecta, Diptera, Drosophilidae. The record is from RefSeq and is a predicted model, not a curated record. Gene Ontology annotation, molecular function: N-acetylglucosamine 6-O-sulfotransferase activity.
GAAUAUUAGUUGGCUUUGGUUGGACCUUCUCAGUAGACACACAUCUGCUCUCAGAAAAACUACACAUGAAAAUUGACUUUAAAAUUUUUUGUCAUACGCGUUUCGGAAUAUAAAAAUUGAAUUCACAAUCAUGGUCCAAUUAUCGCGAGCAACCAAAUUGACGGGCAUCUGUGUAUGCGUCUACAUGUCCUAUGUCGUCUUUGUGUUCUUCCUGCUGCCCGCGCUGAUCCCGGACCCUGUAACCCUGCAACGGGCUGUGGUGGCCUAUAAAACUCGUCAUCUUGGAAACUUGAGCAACUACACGUUGGAAACGGGGGGCCAACCGGUCCGUUCACUGCUGGUCUCCUUCCGGGGCUCGGGAGCACUCACCCUUUUGGACAACCUGGCCCACCAGCCCGGUUGCUAUCAGCACUAUGCUCCACUGAUUGCCUACCACAACCGGAGCACAGCGCAGAGGAGUCAUUCUAAAGUUCUGGAUGAACUGGUGUCACUGUACAAUUGCAACUACAACAAGUCAGCGGAGAUGAUCUACUGGGGCAUGCGAUCGGCGGUCUUCCGGCGUUUCUACGGCGCCCAGUCAAAAACCUGCCUGACACAUAGCUUGGCGGAGUGCUGGGAUCCGGAGGUCAUGGCUGGCGUCUGCAAGGUGCAUCCAUUCAUCAAUAUGGCAGUGUACAACUUGAGGCUUGAGUUCCUGGUCUCAUUGCUGGAGAAGGAAGGACUGAACCUGCGAAUCCUGCUGCUCGUUCGUGAUCCUCGAGGAACGAUGUAUAUGCGCAGGCAGAGCCAAUGGUGUGUGGGUGAAGAGGAUUGUGAUGCCAAGACGCUAUGCAACGACAUGGUCAGCGAUCAUAAGGUGGCGGAGAUCUUGUCUAAGAACUAUCCCCGACGCUUUGACAUCAUCCGUUACGAAGACCUGUAGCAUCCAGAGGAGAGCAUCAAUAUGGUCUUCGACUUCUACGGGAUACCUAUGGACAGACCCAAAAUAAGAACUCGCAUGGUUAAUCGACGAGGAGGCGAAGUCGUUGAGUCGCUCGGCUGGGAUUUUCCCUGGAAGUACUCGAACCAGCCCGCCUAUGAGUGGUUGCACAAAAUGACCUUGAAAGACAUUCAGGCUGUUCAAAAUGUCUGUGCCGAGGCCAUGGAUCUCUGGGACUAUCGUCCGAUCCAGGACUUUAAGCACUUUUCAGCCGAUAAAUUCGAACCGAACAUGGGGAAGGCCUAAAUA